CCAGGUUACAGUCAGUAUGCUCUCAUCACAAGAAGAGUUCUUCGUCCAAUUCAGCAUCAGCUGCUGGAUGCCUUCCUUCAACCUGAUGGUGGCUGCUGAGAAGGGACGAGUGUUGCAGCGGGAUCCGAUGUUCAAGACCGUCCCAAGAUUGCUCUUCAAGGAGCUCCGCCAGCUUCCGGCUAAUGACGACAUUUCCGAUGGUGAAUUGAAGAAGAAAAUCGCGGAUGCCAUCGACCUCUACCUGCCAGAGACCGUCGAGCUUUUGCGAAUCACAUUCCACGAGGACGUGACGAGAAUCAUCCAGAACCAAGCGGCAAUGGCAAGAAGGGAGAAGGAGCUCAAUACUCCCAAGCUCGUCAAGCCUCAGGACAUGCUCAAACGUGUCAAGCCUGCCGAGAAGAAGGAGAAGAUCAAGCGUGGGAAGUCAGCUAUCAAGAAGCAAAGCCCUGUAGUUGAGAUGCGUGUUUUCAAGGAGAGGAAACGUGCUCAACCAUGUGCUUCGGACAAUGAGAGUUUGUCGAUUGCUGAGCGCGUCAAGCGCAUUCGUUUGGACAAUUAGGGUGUGACAGAGCUCUACACACUUCUUCCAUCGACACCUUCCCUCGGCACGCCUGCACAUUCAAUUGAAUCAACUCAUUCAAAGUACUGUUUAUCCUGAUUUUACCCCCUUUUUUUUCUGGUACCACUUUGCCUUAAUUUUUUUUUCUCUCCACAUUUUUUUUUGCCAUUCCCCAAACAUUUCUUGUUGAAUAUUACCGGUUCUCCUCCAACUCCCCAAGUGCUCAUAUAUUUACCCAUUUUCCAGUCAAUCAUUACCGAUGAUUUUUUUAUUGUACAUAUGCAUUUAGAUGAAGAAAUUUGAAUAGCUCAUGGAAAAAAAUCAAAUUCUUGGUAGAUCUUGCAAUUCUCCUUUUUGUCUGUACUGUCACACUUGAAUCA
Caenorhabditis elegans is the source of this 939-nucleotide messenger RNA. RefSeq names its product DEK_C domain-containing protein (gene Y75D11A.3). The transcript has 3 exons. The coding region runs from base 17 to 559 and encodes 180 amino acids. The record is from RefSeq and is marked reviewed. NCBI's taxonomy places the organism in Eukaryota, Metazoa, Nematoda, Chromadorea, Rhabditida, Rhabditidae.